UCCUGGCCACCCCCCUGUCCCUGCCUUAAUAAAGCCGCCCAGUUGGCCUUCCACAGUGUCAUUCUACUGUAAGAGCUCUCCUUGGAUUCAUCUUACAGUCUUCACCAUGGCAAGCAAGAUGGUCAUCCAGCAGCCCAAGCCACUGGUAGUGGCGGCUACCUCGGACCAGUGGUCCACCAGCAUCUGCGAGUGUGAAAGCGUUAACGAAUGCUGUUUCUCGGUGUGGUGCUUCCCUUGCUUUGCCUGCAUCACAGCGCGGGACCAUGGCGAAUGCCUGUGCCUCCCUCUCCUGGACUCAUUCGGCCUUAUCCCCCCAGUCACACUCUCCAUGAGGGUGUCAAUGCGCAAGCGCUACGGCAUCACGGACACUAUCUGCAACGACUGUGUGUAUGCCUUCUUCUGCGGCCCAUGUAGCUGGUGCCAAAUCAGGCGCGAGAUGAAGGCCAGACUUCACCCUGUCACACUGUUCAACAACAGGCCAAUGGGCUAA
Messenger RNA from Colossoma macropomum (tambaqui), 490 nucleotides. RefSeq names its product cornifelin homolog B-like. The record is from RefSeq and is a predicted model, not a curated record. The transcript has 4 exons. NCBI's taxonomy places the organism in Eukaryota, Metazoa, Chordata, Actinopteri, Characiformes, Serrasalmidae. The coding region runs from base 107 to 490 and encodes 127 amino acids.